Hyaloperonospora brassicae is the source of this 3069-nucleotide messenger RNA. The record is from the annotation of a GenBank genome assembly. Lineage: Eukaryota; Oomycota; Peronosporomycetes; Peronosporales; Peronosporaceae.
AUGCAAGAGCCAUGCGCCGCCGUGCGUCUCUCCCCCCUCGAUAGCUCGCAGGACGCGGCGCUCGGACUGCUGGAGACGGAGCUGCUUGCGAUCGAGCGCGCCGUGCUGGAAGGCGACACCGCGAGCGUCGCCCGGACCCGCGAAGCGCGUCACCGCGACGCGGACGAGUCGACAGCAGUGCUGCUGGACAUGGCCGACGGGAUCUGCAGCGGCAAUUACGUGGACGUGAUUCGACUCGCGCGGGCGCAGCAGCUGCUCCAGAGCGUCGCGCACUUGCGCAUGGCGAGACGGGACCAGGGCGACCAGGACGCGCACGUCUGCGCGGGCGUCGCCGACACGCUGCAGAGCUAUUUGCUGGACGAGUGUAGCAGUGCCGAGAGCCGUCUCGUGGCCGCAUACCAAGUGCUGUACGUCGGCGUGGCGUUCCUCAACAUGUACGUGCAAGCGAACUACACGGGACCAGCAGUUGAGACCGCGAAGCUCGAUGACGUGCUCGGCCUGGCCACGCGUCUCGUGACGUGCUCGACCGACAGCAGCGACAAGAAGUCGCACAGCGAUGCACUUGUAGCACUGCAAGUGGACGGCGAGAGUCCGUUUUCGAUCUGUGCGUACCCGCAGUUCUUGCUCGUUGGUCGCUGUUUGCUGGACUUUGUAGGGAAUUACGCAUACAAUGACUGGUCAGUGGCUGCGCUUGAGAUCGUGCGGGGACAGAAUGACAAUGAAGUACCAGACAGCGUGGUGGAAGGUCCUGUGAAGCGACAGGUCAGUGGUGGAGCAGCUGUCCGUGUGCUUGGGGAGCUCCUGGGACGGAUCAAGUCGGCAGCGUGGUGGAAUGCACGUGCUGCUGUCGCGCACGAACGGCUGCUGCUCUCGAAGCAGCCUUCGAACACGCUGUGGUUCGAAGCGCGUCGUGGCUACAUUCAGACGUUGGCGACAAGCGAGCUGUUUGCUGUUGAGAAGGACACGCAAUACUUGCUCGCUCGUGCGUACGUCGAGUGGGGCUUGGCGCAACACCACUUUGACAAGAAUAAGCAUGGCAAGGCGACGUUUGCACGCGCGAAGGAGGUCUCUGGUGUGAGCGUACAGCUGAGUGGGUCUAUGGGAAAGCGCACCAAGUAUCAGCAGAAAAGUGUGGCUCAGAUGGUAUUGCUUGCGGCAUCGAAGAAAGAGCCCACGGACGUGGACGCACAAACUUCCGUCCACACGGCAGCAGUGGCCGGGUCGACCCACGUGGACUUUGGUGGCAAAAAACAGGUGGAGAUCGAUUGCGACGACCAGGACAGUGCAACAACCUCUGCUUCUCCUUCCUCCGAUGGUCUUACUGCUGACGAGGAGCACAUUCAGAGACUCGUGCAAGAUGGCGAGGCCUCCUACCGCAACGUAAACUUGGACCAAGUGGACCAGGAUAACUACCUUCUGGAAAGCAUCAAUUUCGAAGACCGGAAGCUCACGAAGCAGGGCAAUUUGCAGGUUGUAGACCAGAUUGUGCUGCUGGGAUUGUGCCUGGACGUGAAGAACAGCAACGCGAAUGACGGCCUCACCCGGGAAGAAAUGAUGCCGUACAUAACACGUGUACUCGAGAACCCCAACAACUGGAUGGUGUACUCUACGGCAUUGCUGGAGCGUGCGUGGCUCGAGUGCGAGAGCUCGAAACGACGUGAACGCGCUGUGUUGCAGAUGCAAGCUUUGGUAGACCAGCACACCACCCGACUCACGAUCACGCAAAACACACUGCAGUCUAUCGCAGAUUCGGCGCCGGCUCGUGAGCGUAUGCAGUUUGUGUAUUCGCUGGCUUUCCCUCCGCGGUAUGCUCUCAAGCGCGACCUGGCCGAGCGAUACUUCAAGCUUGGCGUUCUAGGCAGCGCUGUAGAAAUCUGCGAAGAGCUGGAGAUGUGGGAUGACGUCGUCAAGUGCUACCAGAUCUUGGACAAGCCAAUGCGCGCUGAGAAGCUAGUGCGCGAACGCUUGCUGGUCGCUCCCACGCCGUUCAUGUGGGUCACGCUCGGCGACCUCACGCAGGAUCCUUCCCACUACGAGACGUCUUGGACAUUGUCGAAGCAGCGGUUUGCUCGCGCCAAGCGUUCGCUCGGACGCUAUUACUUUGGGAAGGGCGACCAUGAAGCAGCCAUCUCCCAUUACGAGGACGCGGUGCAUGUCGGUCCCAUGCACACGGGUGCUUGGUUCACUCUCGGUGCGACCGCAAUGCGUGUGCAUCGCUGGGCACUCGCUAUGCGCGCCUUUACACGCGUGGUACAGCUGGAGCCGGACAAUGGUGAAGCAUGGGGCAACUUGGGCUCCAUUCACAUGCACAACCAUCGUUACGGGGAAGCUUUCGCCGUGCUGGAAGAAGCACUGAAGCAAAAGCGUCACAUGUGGCAGAUGUGGGAGAACUUUGCGCUCUGUGCUAUGAAGACAAAGCGCUACGGUGAAGCGAUGUACGCCAUGCACCAGCUCUUGGACAUGCGCAGUAAGCACAAGCGUGCAGUGGACAGCGAGAUGCUGGCGUGGUUGGUGGAAGCUAUCGUGUAUCCAGACUCUCUUAAGCAGAUGGAGCAGGAGGUAGAAAGCGAAGUGGGUGCAGUGGAACGAGCUGCUACGAAAGACAAUGACGAUGACGACGACUUGACGGAACUUGAUGAGGUGGCAGUAGCCACGGACAAGACUCCCCCGCGAUCUGAUUCCCACUACAAGAAGCAGUUGGCGAUGCUGUUUGGACGCGUGACGUCCAUUGUGACGAACGAUGCUAAGGUGUGGCAAGUGUAUGCACACUUUAACGACGGCGUCGAGAACCGGGCGGACAAGGCCCGCGACUGCCGGUUGAAGCAAUGCCGCGCUUUGCAACUCGCUGGUUGGGAGCGGGAUGAGCAGAGGGUGAACGAGCUCUGUGCAGCAGCUUGUCGACUGGCGCAGGAUUAUCUGACCGAGGGGACCAAAAAGGCGCUUUGCUCGUGCCGUCUGUACAUCCGCAGCGUACUCAAGAAGGCGCAAGUGGACUAUUCGGAUUUGGACGCAGUGAAGACACUUGCUGCGGUCUUUGACGAGGUCACUACUCGAGAAGCGCAGCUCUGA